Messenger RNA from Oryza sativa Japonica Group (Japanese rice), 1151 nucleotides. RefSeq names its product VAMP-like protein YKT61. Gene Ontology annotation, molecular function: SNAP receptor activity. The record is from RefSeq and is a predicted model, not a curated record. Gene Ontology annotation, biological process: endoplasmic reticulum to Golgi vesicle-mediated transport. Gene Ontology annotation, cellular component: Golgi apparatus. NCBI's taxonomy places the organism in Eukaryota, Viridiplantae, Streptophyta, Magnoliopsida, Poales, Poaceae.
AUUAGCUGGUGUUGGUUCUAGAAGCAGGGCAGCUUAAGAAGGUUGUACACGUGGGCAACCGCCCAUCUCCUUCUCCCUUGUAAUCCGUUGGUUUGAUUCGAUUCGCUUUCCCACUAGCCGAGCCCCAUCGAUCGUAUUCGCGUCAAGCUUCUUCUCUUCCUCUCCAAAUUUCCAACCUCUCCAUCCAUCCAUCCCGCAUCCGAUUCUUCCAACCAAUCUCAUCUUCUUCCUCCUCCUCGGCGGCUCGCCGAUUCCCCGACGGCGAUGAAGAUCACGGCGCUGCUGGUGCUCAAAUCCCCCGGCGACGGCGACUCGUCGUCGGGUGGCGGUGGCGGCGAGCAGGAGCAGGAGCAGCAGGCGGCGGUGGUGGUGGCGAACGCGACCGACGUGAGCCACUUCGGCUACUUCCAGCGCAACCCCGCCCGCGAGUUCAUCCUCUUCGUCGCCCGCACCGUCGCCGCCCGCACCCCCGCCGGCCGCCGCCAGUCUGUCCAGCACGAAGAGUACAAGGUGCAUUGCUACAACCAGAAUGGCCUCUGCGCCAUCGCCUUCACCGACGACCACUACCCCGUCAGGAGCGCCUUCUCCCUCCUCAACACGGUGCUGGAAGAGUACCACAAGACUUUUGGGGAGAGAUGGAGGACAGCAAAAACUGAUAACACCCAGCCUUGGCAAUACCUGGAUGAUGCCUUGACAAAAUACCAGGAUCCUGCAGAGGCUGACAAGUUGCUGAAAAUUCAGAGGGAUUUGGAUGAAACUAAGAUUAUUCUUCACAAGACCAUCGAUAGUGUACUUUCUAGAGGUGAAAGAUUGGAUAGCCUAGUGGAGAAGAGUUCAGAUCUAAGUGCUGCUUCACAGAUGUUCUACAAGCAGGCCAAGAAAACCAACUCUUGUUGUACAAUCCUGUAAUAGAAACUCUGGUAUAGAGUUCUGCAGUAGCACACUAUGUUGGCAUUUUCUUUGCUGCAAGUCUGCGAUUAAUGUCAUAGCAUCCUGGUGUCCGAGGUGUUAAACAAAGUUAGCGGUUAACAUAUGCCACAGGGCUACCCUACGUAAUUUUUUGUAAGUAACACAAGUGUGGUUGCCAUUGAGAUGAUCUGUGCCUGGUACUGUGUCAAAGCUAUAAUUAGUGAUGAAAUUGUGUACUGUCA